Molecule: messenger RNA, 2605 nt
Organism: Dermatophagoides farinae (American house dust mite)
Lineage: Eukaryota; Metazoa; Arthropoda; Arachnida; Sarcoptiformes; Pyroglyphidae
Source: RefSeq, a predicted model, not a curated record
AUGAUAUCAUCAAUAUCGAUGCCACAAUUAUUGGUCGACGAUGAAAAUAUUGUCGAUGAAAAUGUAGAAAAAAAAUUUCGUUUCAUUGUCGAUAGCCAACAACAACAAUAUUAUGGAUCACCACAAUUACAGAGUAGUAUUGCCGUUGCAACGGCUAUGCCAACGGUUACUGUAAGAGGAUUUUUGAAUUUUCGAACGACCGUUGAUGGUACCGUAAUUGUAUUCACACCAUCACCAAAUUCUAAUACGCGAGAAUCAUCAUCGAUAACGACCACUCAACCACCAUUGAUUGAAUCAACACGUGUACCAGUUGCCGAAGUAAUUAAGCCGACAAAACCUACUGUUAUUCCUACUUAUCCGACCGGUUUGGUUACUGUGCUUGGUGGUACUGUUAUUAAUGAAGGUUCCACAACUGUUUAUGAAACAAAAGUUAUCGGUACAUAUAUUAGUGGUAAAUAUGCUCAGAUAUUAUCGAGUACCACAAAAAUAAAACCAAAUGAAGAUGUAUCAAGUCCAACUGUACGACCGACUAAUACUUAUAGCCACCAUUCAAUUGUUCGAUCAACUCGAAUGCCAUAUCAAAAUCACCAUCAUCAUCAGCAUCAUAACUAUCAUAAUCAUCAUGGACAACAACAACAACAACAACAACGACAUUCAGAUCCAUUACCAAGAGUUGAUGAUGAUCAUCGGAAUGAAGAAGAACAUACAACUAAUGCCAUUACCGGAAUGGCCAAAAAAAUGCAUCCACUUCGUGCCAAAUCGAUAAAAUUGGUCGAAAGUUCCAAGGCUAGACAUUUAAAUGCUCGUCUUCAAUUGAAUCCAUUGAAAUCACGAUGGGCCAAACUGAAAGACAAUGCUGAUGAUAAUGGUAAAAAUAAUAAUGGUGAUGGCAAAGAUAAUUUGGAGAAUCAUAGCAACAAUCCUAACAUUAAAAUACGACGAUUAAAGAUACUUGGAUCGAAACGAUUCACCUUGCCUCCCAGACAAUCACCAAGAGUUAAAAUGAAUCGUUUUAAAUCAAAAUUACCGGCCACUCAAGCUGAAGAAAUGCAGCAUUAUUAUAAUUCAAAAGAACAGGAACUUAAAGACGAAACAGCAGAAGCAAUAACUACAAAUAAUAAUGAUACUAAUAUCGAAUCUAUGAAACCAUCAAUCAAUGCUGAGACUAGAAAAAUUCUGGAAAAUUUGUCAUCAACUACGGAUGCUUCUACCGUUGAAGAGAAUCCAGAUGAAAAAUUAAUUAUCGAUCCGUCGAAAGUUGUCAAAGAAGUACAAACGAUUACUAGUGAAGUAACACAACACGUUGAAGGCAAUCAUCUUCAAGUGAAAACUUUGACAUUGACCACCACUAUUGAACGAACAUUACAUCCGACUGAAUCAGAAUUUGAUACCCAUCUUAUUCAGCCAACAUUAGAUAUUGUUGGCAAUAAUAUUGAAGCUACAUCCGUACCUGAAACACCUGCUUUGGUCAUUUCACGUACCUAUUCGGUAACUGAAAGAACAAUGCGUACAACCGUUGUUCCAGUAUUCGAUGGAACGACAACACAAAGUCAUACGGUUACCGAAAGUUUUUUCAUUCGCAAACUGAUUACCGCAUAUCGGACAUUGCCUCCCGGUGAUAUGAUAUUGAUUGAUAGUACAUCAACUUCGGCAUUCAAUCCGGAAAUGAAUACUGCAUUUAUCAAUGGUACCGAUGUAGAUGAUCUAUCAAUGGCCGAACAACAAACUAUUCAGCCAACUUCUGUCGACUCCAACAUUUUGCCUACAGAAAUGCCAAUGAUUUUAGAUGAAAACAUAUUGAAUGAUGAUAAUCAACAACAACAACUAUCUGGAUCAUCGAAUCAAAUUGAACCGAGUUUAGUAUUUGGUAAUGCUGGACAAAUGCCACAAAUGAUGGCAUUUCCACAGCAACCGAAUCAAUUGGCCCAACAAUUCGAUUUAAACAAUCCACUCUUGUUAGCAGCUGUUCUUCAAAAUCCACAAUUAGCCGCACUUUAUAUCGGUCUACAACAACAACAACAACAACAACAAAUGAAACAACCCACUCAAUAUAGUACGAUUACAAAACCAACUAAAGUGAUGCAAACGGAAACAUUGUAUAAUACGAAAUUGGUCAGCUAUUAUGAUGGUCGUCAAACACGAUCAAGAACGAUUCUGGAACCAACUGGAACAACUGAAAAACUUGUAAACACUUAUACAACUGAAGUGAUUCCGAUCAUAGCGAAUAAUAAUCAAUAUGGAAUGAUGCAACAAGCACAAUUACAAAAUAUGUUUGCCACACAAUUCGGUAUGAUGCCACAAUUUCAAGUGACACCAACUUUACAAAGUUCAACCAUUUUGAAAACGAUGACGACCGUCACUGAAACAACAAUGACCAAAUCAAAAGUCUAUACAUUAGUUUAUAAUGCAUUUAGUACACGAUAUCGUACGAUAACAAGUACGAGUGUAAUGCCAACAACUGUUACAACCGUAUUGACUGAAACCAUUCCACUUACGCAAAGUUCGAGCAUUAUUCCACAAAUGAAUUUCUUCGGUUAAAUCUAAUCGAUUGAAAUGAAAAUUUUUUUUUUAUUUAUUGAUAACGAAGAGGAAAAUUUUAAACAAA